Molecule: messenger RNA, 8028 nt
Organism: Vicugna pacos (alpaca)
Lineage: Eukaryota; Metazoa; Chordata; Mammalia; Artiodactyla; Camelidae
Source: RefSeq, a predicted model, not a curated record
AUGGACCUCAAUCAGACCGAGGAGGCGAUAGUGACACUGGAACGUCUGCUCCGGCAGCCCCAGGUCUGGGACUUCCUCCUUUCCCUGCCGGGGCUGUUCGCGCACAACGUGCACGUGGAGGACGGCGUCCGGGCUGCACUUCACCUGCUCUGCGCGGUGUUCAAUGAAUUGAUUGACUUUCUUCUGAUUCUGAAACAGUUGUGUUACUAUUACAGGGUCUUAACUUCCGCAGAGGGACUUCUGCUGGUGGAAGAGAAGUUGCACGCCCUUGGGGAUGAGCAAGUGGGCUUUCUUUCAUCUUUCAUGGAAUAUUUGGAGAAAUUUUUAUUGCCAAAUCUUUUCGACUCGGACGGGGCUCCCAGAUUCCAUAACCUCUCAUUUCUCUCCGAGACUAUUCUAAAUACAAGUCAUUUGUGGAUAAGUCGUUUUAAAAGUUUAGAGAGAGACCCAUCUACGCAGACACUUCUGGAAUUCGGCGAAGAGAUGAUCAAAAAAGUCCAAACUCUUGAAAGUCUCUGGGUAAGGAAGGAAUCAAGAAAUAUCUCGAGACUCAUGGAACUGGUACUUUUUCAAAUUAACCCCAAGUUACUGGAUUUGUGGAUGCGUGGCCUUUCGGAAGGAGAAAGAGCUAAACUGGAAAUCUUGCCUACAACUGCAAAUUUUUCUGAUCCAGAAAGUGAGACGGUUCUCAGGAAAAGCCUUAACUUUUCCCAGUUGUUCCGUUCAGAUGGGCCUACAUCGCCAGCCACGGAAAUGGAUUUUGUUCGUUUAAGUGAAAUUAUGAUAAAAAGUCUCCAAGAAUUUGGAUUUCUGAGGCAGGAGCAGGUCUCGAAAGCUGUGGACACAGUCUACGCCCUGAGGAACGCAUCUGAUCGUUUCUCAGCCCUUUCGGAACCUCAGAAACGAGACGUUGCUCAAAUGUUGACUCAUCUGUAUGUCAGUGUCUUCCAGGACCCAGACGCAGCCUUGCUUCUGCAGAUUUAUUGUUCAUUUUACCAAAGCAUGAAUCAGCUCUUGAGCAUUCGGACUGGAGAAUCUUUGCUGUCUUUCCUGACACAAACCUCAAAACACAUUUUGAACCUCACAAAGCAGUUUGAUCUCCAAGAGUUCAGUAAAGCAAUUACGUUCUUCCAUGAAACAGCGAGGGUUCUCGGGGGAGUUUCUGAAGCAUCUUCUUGUCAGCAGUUGCUUGCGAUUUUUAACGUUUUGGAGCAUCAAGGCCAAUCCCCAGUGUCUGCAGAGGGCCCAGAAACGGCAGCGAUCCACGCGACUCUGACGGGCCUCAGGCAGCUCCUCACCGUGGACGAGGAUUUCCGUGUUGCUUUGCUUCAGUACGUGAGCCAGCUCUUCAACGGCUCAGUAGAAGCCCUGCUGGGGAAUGAAUGCUCUGUUUUGGGUGAUAAAAGCAUUUCUCCUGUGAACUAUUCGAUAGAUGGGGGGUCUUCAGUCAUUCCUCCGUGGGCUCAGAUCCUUUCCAGCCUCUCAGCCAACGGCAGUAAACUCAGUGAGUUUAUGGGGGUCCGUUGCACCAUCUCAUGGCUUCAGAUGUGGACUGAAGUCUGCACGUACGUGGCUCGGGUAUGUCAGCUGGACGUGAAUGUUCUCAGUCCUCUCCACGAUGGCCUCACUCAGCUUUUGGGUGAGCUGGAAAGAGAUGUGAACAUUCCUCGGGGCUGCCCGGGACUGUUUCCCACCCAUCACCCUGCUCGCCUCUUACUACAUUUGUUUAAAAAUUUAACCCCACCGGAUGGCUUUCACGAUUGGAACAACGUUCUGAGUCUUAAGGGCCUCUCGGCAGCAUUAAGAGAUGGGUUAGUCAGAGCAAAGCUGCUCCGCCUGGACCACGUGGAGAAAUUCCUCUUCACCGUGGAAACUGCCCUGAGUCAGCUAAAGUCACUCCCAUCAAACACGCCUGGGAGCAGAGACUUCUUACGUUCUGUGCUUGACGUUUUCAUGGAAUUGAGCAAGACUGCAGAACAGACGGAGAGACGUGUCCAUCGGACCCGUCGCUUUCUUUCAAAUAAUCUCUCAAAUUAUGAAGCAGAGUUUGCAAGUCUCAUUCCUCGCCUGAGAGAAACGGUAUUAUUUCUUAAAAAUGUGUCUCGCGACCGAGAUUUACCGUCCUGUGCUGACGUCUUCCGAAAUGUAACGGAGUUUAUUUUGGAAGGUGGCCUAUGCUGUGUGAAUACUUCGCAGAGGACGUGGCACCUCCUGGCCGUGUUAAAUUCCACGUUUUCCUCCGAGGACGCAGUUAGCAGACUGGAGGGGUGCGUCGCGUGGAUAGACGCCGUCAGCCGUCUGUGUGUGAUGGGUAACUCCAGCUUUUCACAAGGCCGUCCUCAGGGCCUUUUGGGGAGCUUCGCGGACGUGGAAGACAAAAUUAACUCCACCUUGAAGCUUGUUACUUGGCUGUUGGCUGGAACGGAACCCAGCUGUUCACCGAAUACGUCAAAUAUGAAUUGUGUGAAUGCUUACUUAAAAAACGUGACUGCCUUGCUGAACGCGAUACUUGCUACAGUCUUUGAGAAAGAAGGGGUUCCCGAAUUUGAGAUUUUAUCAACUCUUUUCAAUGAUUCCACAAACCAAGUCAAGAUGGUUAUCGGCCACUUGAUGAGAGACUUCGACUUUCUGUCUCAGUCCAACUGGACACGUUUCACUGAGCUGAUUCUAAAACCCAUCGAAAGAGCAGACAAAAUGCCGCAUCGAUUUCAAAACAUCUGGCUGCAUUUGGCAGCUCUGGGGAAGGGAGUUCAAACACUUGUGAAAGGUAUUUCCGCUAAUGUCCUGGGAAAUGACACCUCUUCUAAAACUGAAAAAAUUGUAAAGGUAUUUGCUACCAGUGCAAGGGAAACAGACAUACACGGUGUAGGCAACUCAUUGUAUCAGUUGGCUAGUUACCUUGCUCUCAAUUUAUCUCACGAUCCCCAACAUCCGCCCAGAACAAGUACGCAUGAAAUGCUGAAAGCUGUGGGUCUCAGCAUGCAACUGGCGAGGGACGUGUUCAACUCCCUGAUGCACUCAGUUUAUCGAAAUGUUCCGCAAGACCCAGACAAUUUCCAAGUUGUAAAGAAGGUGGCUUCUCUCCUGCGCAGUCUCAAGAAGAUGGACAUAGACCUGCUGGUAGGUCAGGUGGAACAAAUCGGUGACAGCCUGGUGGGUUUCUUUCAGAAUGUCAGCCGGUUAGGUCCUGGCAGUUUGGGGGUCAACUUGCUCGUUGACCUGAUGGAGAAGCUUGUAGACAGCUCCCGCGCCUGGAACGUCAACCCCCUGCUGAGGCUCUCACGUCUGUUUCCUAAAGAUGACUUGAGCGCCGUGGUGGACGCGUACCACGGGCUCCCUCACGCCGUGAGGCUCCUGCGGGGAGCGGCGGACAAAAACGUCACGGCCGCCCUCAAGGACGUCUACAACUUCACCCUUCUCCACGGCACCCGCAUCGCCAACGUCAGCAAGGAAGACUUCGCCGAGGUCAUCAAAACUCUUUCGGACACGAUUGAACUCAUCUCAGAUAAACCUGAAGUUCUUUCCGAGGCUUUAACGUGUCUCCCUGUGUUUUGGUGCGGGAAUCACUCAGCUUCUGGACUCCGGCAGAACCCCGAGUUCGAAAGCUGUGCUGCCCGCGUGCUCACGUUCCCAGCCUUGUACAGCGGCGUGGCCGGCGUACUUGCCCACCUGCGUCUGUCUGCCCCAGCGGAGGAGUCACGGUGUUUAAAUGAAAGCUCACAGGAGGAAGUAACUCGGAAAGUGGUCUGUGCGAUGCAUGAAUUAAUGGACUGGAACUCCAUUCUUCUAGAGCUGUCUGAAGUCUUCCGUGUUAGAACUCUGCUGGUGAAAAAUGUGCAAGACUUUUGGCAAAAGGUGUUGCCAUUUGUCGCGGCUCCUGGAAAUCACAGCAGGGGGAGCCUCUCUGAACUUUGUCCCCGUGGGCCCAUCAAGCAAGUUGCUUUGCAAAUUAUAGAAAAAUUAAAAAAUGUCAACUUUACAAAAGUCACAUCGGAUGGCAACCUUCCUGACAAGCUAGCUAGUUUAAACGUUGACGAAGCAGAAGCAUCUGCUCGAAAUCAUACUUUCUUAAAUUUGGAAAGGGUAAUGAACUUGCUUUCUGGCGACCAGAGCCUAGGGAACAGUACGAAUUCUCUCGUCUCCCCCUUCACGAUGUUUCUGAAUGCAAACCUUACGGGUCGUGCUUUACAAGCAUUGUCAAGUUUUAUUAAAAAAAGUGAGGCUGCUUCUAGCCUUGAAGAACUUGGGCUUGAGUUUGACCGAAUCCUGGAAGAUCUCACCCAUGACUUGAGUAUCGGGCCCCUGUUUUCUGAAGGAAACAAAGAGAUGCAAAUGGCUCAUUCAGCUCUUCUUCAAAACAUAACUUUGCAGCUUGCCCGUUUUUUGGAAAGCCUGGAUUCAUUGUCCCUGAAGGCGUUGGAAAUUGCUGAAGAUUUUUUAUUGGCUGUUAAAAAGUGGCUUCAUGAAUUCACAAAGGGAGGUUGCUCCAGAAUGAUACAAACGUUAUUUCUCCUUGCGGCCGACGGGAGUUCAGCUGAUGAUACAGCCUCGUUGGCCAAAGACGUUACCGCCCUUUGGGAUUAUCUCAGAAACGUGUCUGGGGAAGGUCAUUUGAAGGUUGCCUUUCUCCCUCAUCUGCUCAACCAAGAACGGCUAACUGAUUUCUCAGUUGUUCGGCUGCUUUUCGAAAGCUUCCUGAGCAAUCGGACCGAUACCUUAGCAGCCGUGGACGUAAGUGAUGUGGGCCUUCGGGUAGUGGAUUUCAUCGGCCGCGCCUUGAACCAGACGCCGUCGGAGGAUGGCGGGAGGCUCACCGUCCCUCCGAGGAGCAUGGUGGAUUUCACGGAACGGCUUUUGGAGACAUUCUUCUCAUUUUUUCUAAAGGAAAAUUCUGGGGACAAAAUGGCUCUUCUGCUCAAAGACGUCCACGGAGAUACCUCAGCAGAGAUGAGUUUUGUCCUAAAGGAUAAAAUCCUAGACAUUUUGAAAGCAGAUCAAUUUCUUACCUCCGUGAAAGAAGACAGAUUGAGGAACAUUUUUUCAACUUUAAAGGAGACUCUGCACCAUUUAGUCAAACACUCAUUUACAGUAGACGGUGGAGGAUUCUAUGUGGAUAAUGAUCAAGGAUGGAUGUUUAUGAGAGAUUUAUUUACCCGUCUUCUCACGGAAACCUUCUCACUGAAAAACAAGACAGAUAACGACUUGGGGUUUCUUACGGCGGUGGUGAAGCACUUGUUUUCGGAGAAGAACGGUUCCGAGGACCUUGUCAAAUUCAAUCGAGAUCUGAGGGCAGCUCUUCGCCUCGUGAGAGAAGCUUCAGCCGGGAUGGCAGGUCUCCUGGACACGCUCUCGAACUCCCCUGUUAAGGACUUCCUUGGCGCAUACCCUGCCCUCCAAGAAGUCAUACUUGCCAAUUUAACCGACUUGCUUUCCUUGGCAAAUAACUCAUUCCUUCUAAGAAACAGAGCAACGCUGGAAAUUACUGAGAGGUUGCUGGGUGUGGUUGCAAGAGCUGGUGGGCACGGUCAGGUCCUGGAGCCCCUCCUGGAAAUGUCUGAUGCUCUGAUCACGCUGGUGCGGGACGGUGCUGCUUUGAGACGUCUAGCCGCGUCCGUGAACUCCACCGUGGGACUUCUCAACCUGGCCAAGGGCGUUUCAAGGAGGAUGGCCUCUCUGGUUGCAGCUCAUUUCAGCGCCAGCGCCAAUGACACCAUGAAAAUCUUGGACACUCUUUAUUCCGUUUUGCAACAAAGUGUUCGAAAUGUCGUGAAUGAAACAGCUACAGUGAAAAAAGGAGAUCAGUUACUGUUUGAAAAGAUAGAUGACUUGUUGACACCAUUUCUUGACUUGGCUUUUGGGAUGAUUGGAGUCAAACCUAGUAGUUCACAGGACUCUGAUAUUUUCAACAUGUCAGCUCGCGUAUUCGCUUACGUGAACCAGUCCAAAGAGUUUUAUGAUCUUUCGGAAGAGAUAGCUGGGUUUCUAAGUUCUGUGAACAUCGAUGCGGGAGACGUGGAACAUCUCGUGGUAGCAUUUAACAAUGAGACCGAAGGGUUUCCCGUGGAUUCUGUCAGCUUGUGGGAAGAAAUCCUGGCUUGCUUAAUUCCUAUAAAUAACAUCGCCAACCAGAUAGAGUUUUUAUUCUCGAAUCCAAGUUCCACUCGUGAUGGCCCUCAAGACACAGCGUGGGGAAGACUUCAUGAUGUGGUCCUGUUUCUGCGUGAAAUGCUCUCACAAAACAGCACAGAAAUAGAGGCUUACUGGAGACAGGGGAUUGGUCACAUCUUAGAAGCUCGUUGGAACGACUUGGGGGAGGAUGUCCGGAAGGUGUUUGAUCUGUUGCCGUCACCGGCUCAGCAUCCAGACGAGCUUUGGAAAGCCAUAAAAACCGCGGCGGGGGUCCCCGGCGGGCUCACAAGGGACUACUCGCGUGGUGCGAGUGAAGCUUUGCUUUUCAGCACCUCUGUGAUUCAGAACGUCACUCGUCAACAGCUCGGAGAGGCGCUCGCGACGGUGUUGGGUGCGAUGGCUCUCCCUCACUGGGCACGUUCCCCGGGAGCCUGGCUUCAGCCCGUUGCUGAGAUUUUCAUUAACGCCACCACUGGAAAGAACAUCACGUCAGGAGCAGAAGAGACGCCAGAGACGGGGCAGGCUGAUUCCCCUUCCCCUCUCACACCGGUACCACGUUGCGAGAAGUUCCUGAAGGGCUUAAUUGCAUGGACUGAAUACUGGCAGGAGGUCUCACUGUCAGAUCAAAGUGUUGCUGAACUGUGUCGGGCUUUGCAGCAGCCUGUGGAGCCCCUGGAAGCUACGGCGGCCCUGCGGAGAGCGGGGAUGCUGGCCCUGCGCGCGCUGGUCCUCCUUGCAGAAAACCCUUCCUGGACCGAGGACGUCCUCUGUGUCCCUCUGAGUGAUGAGCAGGGCUGGAUAAGGCACCUCGCUUUAUCUGUUCUCCGAGGGGUCGCUCUGGUGCAGGACCACCUCCAGGAAACGGCAGAGCUGUGGGCCUCCCCCCAUCAGCCAAGCUGUGAAGAUCUGAGCAGGAAUCUCUCCAGCGCCUUGCGGAGCUUCCGGAGCGCCUUGGAGAAGGCCCGUGCACGGAGCUGUGCCUGCGGGUCCCCGCCAGGCCCUGGCCCCCGGCCACUGCACACGUUGGCCCGAAGCCUCGAGAAGACUUUGCUGUCUGGGAACCCCAUUAUGGCUUUCCUUGGCAAUUUCUCAGUAACUCAGGAUGUAAAAGUCAAAGACGUGAUGCAGAACGUCACCAGGCUAACCGAAGGGCUUCGGACGUCUCUGCACAUCUCAGGCGCGACCAUCGAGGGCAUUUUAGAAGCCAACGUCUCCCAUUCGAAGGUCCUCCCGAGCGCCCUGGCGGUGGCCUUGUCUGGAAGAUGUGACCGGGACGUGCUGCGCCUCCUGCUGGAGUUCCCCGAGGGCGCAGAGUCCAGGGCGGUGGCAGAGCUGUGCGGGCUGCCCGGGGACAAGGUGUACUCCCUGAUCAUGCUCAUGGCUCAGAAUCUGAACCUGCGGAAUUUCUUUUACAAGACUCUGAUCCCUUCGGAGGCGGGCGGCCUGCUCAGCUCCCUGUUGGACGUCGUCUCCCGGCUCAGCCACCUGCUUCCCAAAGCCGGCCGCGUCCUGGACUACCUUCCCGAGUUCCUCCAGGCGUUUAAAUUCGCUGACUUUCAAGAGGCCUCAGAGAGCAAACAGGCCCGAGGUUCAGCCUUCGGUUCUUUCCAGUCUUUGAUGAAGACCAUGUGCACGGAGCAAGCGUCUUUCUUGAGCAGCUCUGACACGUUUAUGAACCUGCCAAGGGUGGACGACCUCUUAGGGGAAGACAGAGACAAAUUCAACAUUCCUGAAGAUGCGACACCGUUUUGCUUGAAGCUUUACCAGGAAAUCCUGCAGUCCCCGAAUGGCGCUUUGGUGUGGUCCUUCCUCAAACCUGUGUUACAUGGGAAAAUCCUGUACACACCGAACACUCCGGAGAUUAACAAAGUCGUUGAGAAGGUACGCUCCAGCGAAUGA